This is a messenger RNA of Anguilla anguilla (European eel), 2572 nucleotides long. Its product is annotated as prostaglandin D2 receptor-like. The coding region runs from base 144 to 1268 and encodes 374 amino acids. Gene Ontology annotation, molecular function: thromboxane receptor activity; prostaglandin D receptor activity. The record is from RefSeq and is a predicted model, not a curated record. The transcript is spliced from 2 exons. Gene Ontology annotation, cellular component: plasma membrane. Gene Ontology annotation, biological process: positive regulation of cytosolic calcium ion concentration; inflammatory response; G protein-coupled receptor signaling pathway. NCBI's taxonomy places the organism in Eukaryota, Metazoa, Chordata, Actinopteri, Anguilliformes, Anguillidae.
UGUGUACCCUGUCUGUCCACUAUUUGUCCAAUAUUAAAGAUACUGGAGGAGCAUGCUCACAUGAUCAACACACAACUCCCACGCAGUCUGAUAUUUAAGUCGAGUGUUUUGUCUUCCGCCAGCAGCACCAAGAACAUCACAGGAUGACCUGCAAUUCUAGUUGCACCAUUUCAGGUGAGAAGAUGAAACCGAGCGUUCUAUACCCGGUGGCGCUUUUCACGACGGGUUUGAUUGGUAAUAUCAUCGCUCUUUGUAUCAUUUUUCGACACAAAAGCAUCGCACCGGGCAAACGUGUUUCAGUUUUCUAUGUGUUGGUCUCGGGCUUGGCUUGGACGGAUCUGCUGGGAAAAGUUUUACUGAGUCCAGUAGUAUUGGCAUGUUAUGCACUUUCCAAAUGUCUAUCGCAAAUCAGCAGACACUUGUGCAACACUUUUGGGUUGCUGAUGUCUUUCUUUGGACUGUGCCCCACACUAAUCCUACUGGCAAUUGCAGUGGAAUGUCUGCUCUCCGUUGGAUAUCCUUAUGUCUACAAUCGGCAAGUUACCCGGAGGAGAGCGCUGAUGUGCUUAUUCAGCAUCUACGCGUUCAGUUUUCUCUUCUGCGUCCUGCCCCUCUUCGGUUUCGGCGACUACCGGCAGUACCACCCCGGGACCUGGUGCUUUAUCAGACUGAAUGACACGAGACCCGCGAACAAGGCGUUUUCCUUGGUAUAUGCUACGCUCUUGACAUUGGCUAUCCUUGCAGUGGUUAUCUGCAAUAUGCUGGUCAAAAUCAACCUGAUGAAGAUGUACAAGCUUACCCGCAAAAGGUGCAUUUACAACGCCAGCGCGCGAACGAGAACCACCGCGUCUCCCCAGCAUUCCGAGGAGCUGGAUCACUUGGUCGUUCUCAUGCUGAUGACCUUGAGCUUUCUCAUUUGCUCCAUCCCUGUAACGGUCCGGGUGUACACUGGUGCCUUUUCUUCAUACGAAUGUGCACCGUGGGAGGAAGAGCAGCGGGACUUGUUGGCAAUGCGUUUCCUCUCGGUCAACUCCAUUGUGGAUCCUUGGGUUUUCAUCAUCUUGCGCACCUCCCUCUGCCGCAAACAGUUGCACAAGCUGUUUGAUAAACUAUGUAUGUCACGUACGCCACGGACGACUUCAGCGACACCAGAUCCCAACCCUUGCCACAUGCGUACCGGUAGUCUUGGAGACGGUGGUCACACCCCAAGCACCGUACAGGAUCGCCUGGAAUUAACUGCCUGGGAUGAUUUUCAAGGGCCGAAAUAGCGCGCAGAUAAAUUUCAAGAUGCAUGUGAAAAAAAACUGCUGCGCAGUGGGAUUACAGUCUUUCUAUUUUCUGACAAUGUGGCUGUAUUACUGCUUGUUAGCCUAUGUCGCGGUACGACAGAAUCACCGCCAUUUGUUUUGGAAAAGGACGAAGAAAGACUAACUGCUACCUAACUGUGUACAGUAGGCUAAUUCAACCACUAAAGACCAAUAUAGCUCUGUCUGCUUAGGAGCAUAUCCAUCUUGCUAUUUUAACUCAAGGCGCGUGUUUUUAUUUUGUUUACUGACGACUUUAGGGUUAAGUUCAUAAUUCCAGCGAGAUUUCCAACCCCACAAGCCAUUAAAAUAUACAUUUAAGCAUUUAGCAAUCGCUUUUUAACCAGAGCGUCUUCCAUAAGUACGCACGUCAACGUUUAGGAAACGAGAAACGCUGAGGACUGUGUGACAACCAAUAGUAGAAAUUAAUACGUACAUUUACGACAAAUGUAAGUACCAUACUAGGGGCAAGAGGGAGGUUGAGAGCAUACUGGUGCUCAAUGUAGCAAGUCUGCGAUAGACAGUUACUCAACGGUCCAGCUUGUGGUGGGGAGCUUAUUCCACCACUGGCGAGCAAAGAGGCAUGACUCAGAGAAGGGGGAGAUAGUACGAGACAUGACUUUAGGGAAGGGAAGGCCGUCAGAGAAAGAGGAGCAGAGUGGUCUUGCAGGAGUGUGUAUGGUAAUGAACCUCGAGAAAGAGGGAACGGUGCCUGUUGAUGCAUCAUCGAUGGGACUAGGAAUGUGUAUUUUAUUUUGGCCACAACUGGUUAGCAAGCUUUGUCCGGAUCGUGUUUUAUUUAUUAUGAAGCAAAACUGCAAUAAAUCUUUUCAAUAAAUGGAAAGCGCAGCGAUAAUUAAGGAACAUAAGUCUUGAUCCUGGCAUACAAAGUAAUAAACCAGAUUUGUUUGUUUAAUUAUUAAUCAGUGAUAUAAAGCAUUUAUUUGAAAAACAAAGAAAAAUACAAGAUUGUUGGCCUGUGUUUUGUUUAUUUUUUCCCUGUAUUUUAAUCUCUGUCAUAUCAGGAAUACUUGGAAAAACCAAAGAGAUCAUGUUAUGUCCAAGAUCAAGAGCAGAAUUUUAACCAUUUCCAACCUCAUCCUUUUAAAGUUAUUUUAUGUUUUCAUCAGGAAGCUUGGCUGUCCUUCUGUUCACCAGCUGAAAAGUAGCAAGUUCACAAGAGUGCAUUCUGACAGUAUUUUGGAUUCAUUUAUUUUGCAUACAAGGUUUUGUGUACAUACCCCCCAAAAAUAAAUAAAUGAAUAAUA